AUGGCGGGAAAUACAGACAUUGAUUCGACAACAGAAACCACUGCUCAAAAUGAUGAUAAUCACGACCAAGAAAGUAACAAAUCCCAAAAAAUAGUGAAGCUACCGCUUACAAGGAUCAAAUCAAUAAUGAAAAUGGACCCUGAUGUUACCCUUGCUAGCCAGGAUGCAGUUAUUUUGAUUGCAAAAGCGACGGAAAUUUUUAUCAAUGACAUGGCAAAAGAGGCGUAUACAUUUACUGCACAAGGUAAAAGGAAAACUGUGCAACGAAAAGAUGUUGAUAAUGCAAUAGUAGGAAUCGAUGCCUUGGCUUUCCUAGAGGGAACAAUUGAUACCUGAAGAUCUGAGUGAAAUUGAUAAAACUGGCUAUGAUUAUAUGAGAUUGAUAUUUGGAGCAGAAAGAAAAACAGAUACUUUAAGUACUUGAUUUCUCUCUAAAAUGUUCAUCAGGUACGAUAAUCGGACAAAAUGUGUAAGAAACACAAGUGUUUUCGUUGUGGAUUGAAGUACAUCUAAGAUUGAAAAACUUUGUUAUUUGAUUGUAUACAAAUUGUAGUACAUCUCCCUUCCUUGUUGAACUUUAGUCAGGUAUAAAUGAUUGAAAAGUACUUGUACACAGGGCUAGAACUCUCUUUUGUCAGAGGGGCAAUGCAUCUUUGGGCCAUAAAGGGCGCUUUCACCCUUUUAAAAAAAUAAGAAUUGGGGACCCUUCGCAUUGAAAUUAUUGAAGAAAACCUGCUGAGGAAGAUCGGCUUUGCGGGGCACCAUGGUAACAAAGAGGAUAUUGAAGGAAUUGCCUGUGAAUUUGAUACCUCUGAUAAUUUGUCGCCCUGGGUUCUUGCCUAACCUUUUGCCAGUCUUUUAGAUAUUAUGAGGAGAGACUAAAGGAGUUUGAAGAAGUGGCAGUCGAUGUCAUUACCAACAUGUGCUAUUUCAGGACCCAUUCUGAAAAUUUGUUGUUGUGUUGUAUUGUCUAUAUUAUAUGUGUAUGUACAAAAUGUAUAAACAAGAAAACUAGGAAAUAAAAGAUGGAGAAGGAAA
Lineus longissimus is the source of this 1038-nucleotide messenger RNA. RefSeq names its product DNA polymerase epsilon subunit 4-like. The transcript has 4 exons. The record is from RefSeq and is a predicted model, not a curated record. The coding region runs from base 1 to 336 and encodes 111 amino acids. Gene Ontology annotation, molecular function: protein heterodimerization activity. Lineage: Eukaryota; Metazoa; Nemertea; Pilidiophora; Heteronemertea; Lineidae. Gene Ontology annotation, cellular component: epsilon DNA polymerase complex; nucleus. Gene Ontology annotation, biological process: DNA-templated DNA replication.